AUGGUUGGGAACGGUGGAUUUGUCUAUAGGAGCAGUUUCCCAAAGCCUGAAAACUUCCCCUAUCUUCAGGAACUUAAACUGAAGAGCAUUAUUACUCUGGUGUCCGAGACCCACCCUGCCGAAAAUAAUGAGUUUAUGAGGCAGAAUGGCAUCAAACACUUUCAAAUUGGCAUGCCCGGUAACAAGGUGCCUUUUGUCAAUUUCUCGGAUGAAAAAAUCUCCACAGCUCUUCGCAUUAUCUUGGACCGUCGCAACCAUCCCAUUCUUAUUCACUGUAACAAGGGAAAGCACCGUACCGGAUGCGUUGUCGGCUGCCUCCGAAAGGUCCAAGCCUGGUCUUUGACCUUGAUCCUUGAUGAAUACCGCCACUUUGCAGGUCCAAAGAGUCGUGCUCUCGAUCAGCUUAGGAUCGAAUUAUAUCGUGAAGAGGCCUGCAUGGGCUCUGCGAAGCAGUGGGGGUGGGUCCCUCCAUCGGUAAUGCCACCUGGCUGUUCGAUACAGGAGUGUGAUGAUGAAUGCACCGGAACGAUAGACGAAACAGUCAACCUACCAGCGGUCAGGGCAUGA
Messenger RNA from Tuber melanosporum (Perigord truffle), 567 nucleotides. RefSeq lists its product as uncharacterized. The transcript has 4 exons. Gene Ontology annotation, cellular component: cytoplasm. Gene Ontology annotation, biological process: protein dephosphorylation. Bases 1 to 567 code for a protein of 188 amino acids. Gene Ontology annotation, molecular function: phosphatase activity; inositol diphosphate tetrakisphosphate diphosphatase activity. The record is from RefSeq and is a predicted model, not a curated record. NCBI's taxonomy places the organism in Eukaryota, Fungi, Ascomycota, Pezizomycetes, Pezizales, Tuberaceae.